Molecule: messenger RNA, 2788 nt
Organism: Hipposideros armiger (great roundleaf bat)
Lineage: Eukaryota; Metazoa; Chordata; Mammalia; Chiroptera; Hipposideridae
Gene: TFAP2A
Product: transcription factor AP-2 alpha
Exons: 7
Coding region: 99-1400 (433 amino acids)
Biological process (GO): anatomical structure development; regulation of cell population proliferation; regulation of transcription by RNA polymerase II
Cellular component (GO): nucleus
Molecular function (GO): RNA polymerase II transcription regulatory region sequence-specific DNA binding; DNA-binding transcription factor activity, RNA polymerase II-specific
Source: RefSeq, a predicted model, not a curated record
AAAAGGAGGAUUUGCCUAAGCGAUUCCAAGGAGCGGGCCCGGUCGAGCCCUAUAGCCCAUGCCCGGCGGGGACCAGUCGCCAGGAGCGCCGAGCCGCGAUGUCCAUACUUGCCAAAAUGGGGGACUGGCAGGACCGUCACGACGGCACCAGCAACGGGACUGCACGGUUGCCCCAGCUGGGCACUGUAGGUCAAUCUCCCUACACGAGCGCCCCGCCGCUGUCCCACACCCCCAAUGCCGACUUCCAGCCCCCCUACUUCCCCCCACCCUACCAGCCUAUCUACCCCCAGUCGCAAGAUCCUUACUCCCACGUCAACGACCCCUACAGCCUGAACCCCUUGCACGCCCAGCCGCAGCCGCAGCACCCGGGCUGGCCCGGCCAGAGGCAGAGCCAGGAGUCAGGGCUCCUGCACACGCACCGGGGGCUGCCCCACCAGUUGUCUGGCCUGGAUCCUCGCAGGGACUACCGGCGACACGAGGACCUUCUGCAUGGCCCACACGGGCUUGGUUCAGGACUCGGAGACCUCCCAAUCCACUCCUUACCUCAUGCCAUCGAGGACGUCCCGCAUGUAGAAGACCCGGGUAUUAACAUCCCAGAUCAAACUGUAAUUAAGAAAGGCCCCGUGUCCCUGUCCAAGUCCAACAGCAACGCCGUCUCCGCCAUCCCCAUUAACAAGGACAACCUCUUCGGCGGCGUCGUGAACCCCAACGAAGUCUUCUGUUCAGUUCCGGGUCGCCUCUCCCUUCUCAGCUCCACCUCGAAGUACAAGGUCACGGUGGCGGAAGUACAGCGGCGCCUCUCACCGCCGGAGUGUCUCAAUGCUUCGCUGCUGGGCGGAGUGCUGCGGAGGGCGAAGUCUAAAAAUGGAGGAAGAUCUUUGAGAGAAAAACUGGACAAAAUAGGAUUAAAUCUGCCAGCAGGGAGACGUAAAGCUGCCAAUGUCACUCUGCUCACAUCACUAGUGGAGGGAGAAGCUGUCCACCUCGCCAGGGACUUUGGGUACGUGUGUGAAACUGAAUUUCCUGCCAAAGCAGUAGCUGAAUUUCUCAACCGACAACAUUCCGAUCCCAAUGAGCAAGUGACAAGAAAAAACAUGCUCCUGGCUACAAAACAGAUAUGCAAAGAGUUCACCGACCUGCUGGCUCAGGACCGAUCUCCCCUGGGGAACUCGCGGCCCAACCCCAUCCUGGAGCCCGGCAUCCAGAGCUGCUUGACCCACUUCAACCUCAUCUCCCACGGCUUCGGCAGCCCGGCGGUAUGCGCCGCGGUCACGGCCCUGCAGAACUAUCUCACCGAGGCCCUCAAGGCCAUGGACAAAAUGUACCUCAGCAACAACCCCAACAGCCACACGGACAACAGCGCCAAAAGCAGUGACAAAGAGGAGAAACACAGAAAGUGAGGCUCUCCACCCGCCCUGCCCCCUCCCAGGCCUCACCAGGUCUCCCGCCUUUCCUCCCCACCCCUCUGCCCGCCCACCCAACUCAGUCUCCACUCCACCAACCACCACCGGCAGGUGACAGCUCCGGGAUCAGCAAACCCCUACUGCUGCUACUGCUGCUGCUGCUGCUGCUACUGCUGCCACCUUCAGUCCUCCAGUCUGGGAGUCUGGGGACUGCUCUCCACUGUCAGUGGGGCAGCCCCUGCCUCAACGUCCCUCAUCAGCACCAACUCCCGUUUGCCCUCACGUGGAGCCUAAGAGAACAGGACAGGCCGUGAAGCCAGCAAAGAAAAGUUCUGUCCGAGUUUGUGAACCUUUUUUUUUUUUUUUAAAUAACCCCUCCCACACCCCACAAAUCAACAAUGGCGACAAAAAAAAUUUUAAACUUUUUUUCUAAAAAAAGAACAUAAAAAAAAAUUAUAUGAGCUUCAUGGGACUGAAUCACCACCUUCCCUUACACACUUCAGUUUAGAUUGUAGCCAUACUUAAAAAAAAAAGGCAAAAAGGAUGACAUUUCUAUCAGUAUUGUGAAUAAACUUGAACACAAAUACACGAAGUUCCAUGUCAUGUCUUCAGUUGUAGAAGUUUUUCCUCUUCAAGGUAAAGCGACCAACUUGAACUUUCUCGGGCAACACGAUUCACAGUUAUAUAAGGGAAUCAGUGUUCAUGUCUCUGUAUAUAUUUAUUUAUGUGUAAUUUAAUGGGAAUUGUAAAUAUGGUGAGUCUGUUUUAAGCCUUUUUUUAUUUAUCUGGUGAUCUCGUUUACCUCUUGUUUAGUGGGUUUUGAAUCUUCCCUAUUAGUUCUUCAUGUGGUUCAUGGUACUUAUUUAGAAAUUCAAGGUUUGGGGGAUUUUUUUUUUCCUCUGGGAUUCAUGAAUUUAGCCCUGUUGUAGCAUGUUAAAGACAACAAUGAAACAGCUGAACAAAUAAAGAGUAAAAUAAAAUUUUAUAUACAAUUAGUAUUACAUUUAGCUUUUCAUUGAACUGGAAGAGAAAUUGAUAUUGGAUCCUGGAAAGAUUUUUAAACUUGAAUGGUUUGAUAACUCUUCUAUGUAUUGUGGGGAGUAAAAAAAGUUAAUUUUAUUCCACUGUCCUCCCUUUAAAGCAUAAUUUGAGCAAUAAAUGAGUAUUGUCCUUAAAACCAAGGGUUAGGGAAUUUUCUUCUCUUUCUCUCUUUUUGUUCAAACAACUUCAGAUAUUUGGGACCACCUGGUAUUCUGUAUUUUCACUGGCCAUUUUGGAAGCAGUUCUAGUUGUAUUGUAUUGAGUUGUGCUGGCAGUAGUUUCCAAGCCUGUCAAUGUAUCAUAGUCCUUUGUUGCCCAGAUAAAUAAAUAUUUGAUACGCUUUA